UUCCGAGAAGAUCUGUUGUAGUCCAUGGCGAAAAUAGCUAGAUUGCGUGCGAUUGAGCUGGUGCUCGGAAUUCUCGCUUUAUCGCUUCGGGUUCAGAAUGCAUCGGCUGAACCGAAAGUACUUUGCUAUUAUGACGGUGAAGCAGCGAUAAGAAAAGAUGCUCUCGCAGGUAAAGUGACCUUAGAUGACAUUGGGGCGGCAUUACCAUUCUGUACCCAUCUGCUUUACGGCUACGCUGGAAUUGACCCCAACACCCAUCGUAUACGCGCACUCAACGAAGAUCUUGAUCUGGACUCUGGUAAAGGCCAUUUCCGACUUGCAACGGAGCUGAAAAACAAAUUUCCGGGACUUAAGGUCUUCCUGAGUAUCGGUGCCUACUACGAUUUGAAUGAGGAAAAUCAUUCGCUAAAGUAUCUGUCACUUCUGGAAUCUGACGCGACAAGGGCAACGUUCAUUGAGAGCGCGCGUACCCUGCUGAAGACAUACAAAUUUGACGGUCUUGACUUGGCCUGGCAGCUGCCACAAUCGAACCCGAAACCAUUUACUGACAGCAUUGUUGAUGAAAAUGCAGCAGAACAUCGUGAGGGGUUAACUUCUUUGGUUCGUGACAUGAAGAAAGCUUUCGAGGAGGACGAUCUCGGAUUGGGCUACACGCAAACCUCGCAUGUCAAUGAAAGCAUUUUCCUGGACAUAGCUUCGUUAAAGGAUAUUGUGGAGUACGUUAGCAUUAACGCUUUCGAUCAGCAAAUUCCGCAACGCAAUCCCGAUGAGGCCGACUACCUAACGCCGCUCUACGAGCCGCCCGGGCGGGUCAAAGGCAACAAUGUGGAUGCAAAAGUGAAAGCGUGGAGCUCAGCGGGAACGCCACUCGAUAAGAUUAUCGUCGGCAUCCCCACAUACGCUCGUGGGUGGAAGUUGGUGAAGGAAUCGGACCCAAGCGGACGUCCUCCCAUUCGUGCUGAUGGCGCUUCGUCAGUCCGAUCACAUUCGACCUAUACCGGGUACUACAGCUACGGCGAGGUGUGUGGCAUGCUCUCAAACUCCAGCGCAGGAAACCUUAGCCCGUUACGCACCGUUAACGAUGAUUCAACGAAACGUUUCGGCCCUUAUGCCUUCCGUCUUCCGGAUGAGAACGGAGAGCAAGGCAUUUGGUUAACGUACGAGGACCCCGAGAGUGCUGGCAAUAAGGCAGCGUAUGUGAAGGAGCAUGGGCUCGGAGGAAUUGCAGUUAACGAUCUGGUGGAUGAUGACUUUUCUGGCACGUGUACCGGCGACAAGUUCCCCAUUACGCGUGCAGUCAAGCACAGGCUUGCAGGUUGAUGCAAAUUUGCAGUCCGUCACAGCGAUUCUGUUCGCUUUUAUAACGAAGCUUGUCCAGGCAUUAAACAAAAAUAAUUUACUCUGGCAUUGCUUACCAUACCAUUGUGAAAAAAAAAUCCGUUUUUGCUAGAUGCACAGACAUUUGAUUGAAAUCUCACAAAAGUAAAUGGUAAAAGUAGAAGAAAUAUAAAAAAGCUCUGUAUAACGAAAGACCAAAAAAUAACUUCGGCUA
Molecule: messenger RNA, 1552 nt
Organism: Anopheles bellator
Lineage: Eukaryota; Metazoa; Arthropoda; Insecta; Diptera; Culicidae
Product: chitinase-like protein Idgf4
Exons: 2
Coding region: 25-1320 (431 amino acids)
Biological process (GO): chitin catabolic process; carbohydrate metabolic process
Cellular component (GO): extracellular region
Molecular function (GO): chitin binding
Source: RefSeq, a predicted model, not a curated record